Rhizophagus irregularis DAOM 181602=DAOM 197198 is the source of this 350-nucleotide messenger RNA. NCBI's taxonomy places the organism in Eukaryota, Fungi, Glomeromycota, Glomeromycetes, Glomerales, Glomeraceae. The record is from RefSeq and is a predicted model, not a curated record.
AUAUUUAUAUAUAUUAAGAAAUGUCAUCAAAUAAAAGGUCCCCAAACGGUUACAUUGUCUUUUACAAAUUUUAUAAAAAAAUGUUAGUAAAAGAUUAUCCGAAUUUAUCACCGCAAGAAAGAAUGGCGAAAGCUGGCGAGUUAUGGAGAUCCUUGCCCAACGAAUUGAAAAAUUCCUUCAUUGAAUAUGCAAAUGAUUAUAGAAUUUUGAAUUCAAUUCAACCAACAUCAUCAGUAAUUCCCGAACUUCCAUUGGAAAAAAAGAAAGAUUUGGGAUUAGUAAUGAUUUUUGACGAUCUGAGUUCUAAUUCAAAGAAGCAAAAGCUUUUAAAAAAAUCUAAAAUCUAAUUC